Messenger RNA from Pollicipes pollicipes, 2797 nucleotides. RefSeq names its product zinc finger protein 184. The record is from RefSeq and is a predicted model, not a curated record. Gene Ontology annotation, cellular component: nucleus. Bases 183 to 2351 code for a protein of 722 amino acids. Lineage: Eukaryota; Metazoa; Arthropoda; Thecostraca; Pollicipedomorpha; Pollicipedidae. The transcript is spliced from 9 exons. Gene Ontology annotation, biological process: regulation of transcription by RNA polymerase II. Gene Ontology annotation, molecular function: RNA polymerase II cis-regulatory region sequence-specific DNA binding; DNA-binding transcription activator activity, RNA polymerase II-specific.
CCGAGACCCCGUUCACGGUAGGUGUUGUGCGGCGCGAAGGACUUGCAUUCAACUCGGGUGAAAACAAACCAUGUUGGUAUGGGCUGAGCCAUUAAGUAGUUGAUGAGAGUCACAUGUAAACAGCUGCUGCAGCACCAGGUGUUAUGGUGAAUUGCUUUGCAUAAGAAUCACAAGCUGCAGCCAUGGACAGUUCCAACUACAACCCAGCAGAUUUGGGUGGAUUUCAAAAGCAGCUCUCCGACAUGGUGGUGACGUACCGGCAGCUGCCGCACGACGAGCAGCCGGCCGCCUUCCACAUGCUGCAGGCAUCGCUAGGGCCGCUGCUGACCGUGCCUGCUGAACUGUGUUCGCCGGAGCCGGCCGGCGCCGCCCCGGCCCAGUCGCCCGCCGAGCCCAGCUCCGUGGAGGCGCCGAUGGCCGACAUCGCGUGCGCCGAGCUGCAGCGGGAGACGUUCGUGGCGCGUCUCGGCGAUGCCGAGGGCCAGGAGGCGAGCGAGGCGGACGAGGCCGCCUGCCCGGCCGUGCCCGAGUCGCCGUCGGCGGCAGAGGACGUCCAGCAGCCGGGGGGCACCGCCGCCGAACCGGCCAGCAGCGGACAGGCGGCAGAGCCUGUGGCGGCCGGCGGCAGGCGGCGCUACAUCUGCCCGGUGGCCACGUGCGGCCGAGAGUGCGGCCAUCGGAAGGCCAUGGUGCUGCACGUCAAGUGGGAACACGAGCAGGGCCCUGUCUGCUGCCUGGCCUGCCGUCACGAGUUCGCCACGCACGCCUACUUCCUCUACCACAAGAAGAGCUGUUUCCAGGGUGUGAGCGCCCUGGUGUGCCCCGACUGCGGCGCCCGCUUCACUAUGGAACUGCCGUACCGGCGCCACCUGGCCGGCCACGCGCUCAACGCCUGCCACAACUGUGGCGAGCGUCUCUCCAGCCGCAAGGCGCUCGUCAAACACCUGCGCCACGAGCACAAGAUCCGCGAGUGUGAGAAGUGGUUUGCCUGUGACAAGUGUGACAAGCGGUUCAUGAAAAAGCGCUCCUGGCUCAGCCAUUCCAAGGUACACGCCACUAAGGACGACGUGCAGUGCAGCCACUGCGACCUGACGCUGAGCAAGGCGCGCCUGAUCGACCACGUGCUGAAACAGCACGGCAACGAGCCCUUCAGCUGCGACACCUGCAGCAAACGCUUCCGCCGCAACCAGCAGUACUUGCAGCACAUGCGGCUGCACGAGCAGUACGACUGCUCACUCUGCCGGAAGCCGUUCGUGACGCAGGCCGACUACAUCAGUCACAUGCAGUCGACGCACCAGGUGAUGCCGGAGAUUAUGUCGGACUCGCUUUGUCGGCACCGGUGUGAGGCGUGCGGAGACACGUUCUGGUCGCACGCGCAGCUCACGCAACACCUCAACAAGCACCCCGACGCUUCUCUCGAAUGCUCGCGCUGCCACACCGAGUUCCAGUCGGCCGCGCAGCUGCACCGCCACCUGCGCCGCUCGCUCUGCUCGCGCACACCCGAGCUCAUCUGCCACCAGUGCGGCGCGCAGUUCUGCGCCCACUUUGCGCUGCGUAAGCACUUGGCGCGCGCGCACGGCGAGGGCGGCGCGUCGGACCGGUGCCCGCACUGCGACUAUACCAACAGCAGCGCCACCAACCUUCGGCGCCACGUAGCUGCGCACCAGCAGCUGUCGCGCCGCUACGUGUGCGACCAGUGUGCGGCCGCCUUCCACACGCUCAGCACGCUCAAGGACCACCAGCUGUACGUGCACACGACCGAGAAGCACUUUGUGUGCGCCGAGUGUCAGAAGGCGUUCAAGACGAGCAGCUCGCUGAACCGACAUAUGCGCAUCCACUCGGAGACGCGACCGUACCAGUGCUCGUGCGGCCACGCCUACAAGCGCAUGUCGCAUCUGCGCCGCCACAUGACUGCCGUGCACAACGUGCGCACGCGCACGCGGCUGAUCGCGCGGCUGACGGACGGCGGCGCGGCCGGCUCGUCGGACAGUGGCUCGGACGCGGCGGCAGCGGUGCCGGCCGAGCCGGAGGAGCCAGCGCCGACGGACGGGUCGGCGCCAUAUCUGGCUGGCCUGGUGGGCACCGACCAGCCAGUCACCUACCUGGCCGACGAGUCGACGCUGCUCCGCGUGUACUCGGUGGGCGAGGAGCUGUCCGAGUUCACGUUGCCGCAGGGCGUCUACAGCACAGACAUGGUGUUGCUGCCCGACGGCUCGCGCUCCAUUAUGCUGAAGCCGGCCGGCGAGCUGGGUCAACUGGAGGCGGGCGCCGACGGCGGCGAGGCGGCAGCAGCGCCGACCGCCACGUUGCCGCCCCCUUCCACUAUCCGCUCACACCAGAGGCUGCUCUGAGACGGCCCCAGCCCCGGCGGGCGGCGGACGGGCGUUUCUAGACGUUUAAUCGGCCCCCUACACGGUACGCGCACGCCAGAGGCUGCCCUAAGAUGGCUCCGACCUUGGCGACCAGAGGGUGAGCGUCAUGUUUGCCACGGAAGGGCGGAGGAGGGCUGUUGGAAGGCUCUGUUCCCUGGAUAACAUGGUGGAGGGUAGCCUAUUUAUAUAGGCUUUUUGUUCUUCGAGGAACUAAGCAUAAACAACAGUUUUGCUACUAUGACGUAAAGUGAUGCCCCCUUUUUACAAUGUAUGUUAUGUGCAUUUGCUGAGGUGCGACUGUGAAUACCUGGAUUUCAGUAAUGUGAUAUUUGGUUCCAUACUGUGUCUUGCUUGUGUGUAAUCAGGGAAUGUAUGCACGCGUUGGUUGUGCUGACAAACCUGACAACUAAUUCAAUACAGCUGUG